GCCUGCUUCACUCUACCUGGAACCAUGAAUGAGGCCCGCAGGGACAGCACAAGCAGUCUGCAGCGCAAGAAGCCGCCUUGGUUAAAGCUGGACAUCCCGGCUGCGGUGCCCCUGGCCACAGAGGAACCUGUCUUCCUGCAGCCCUUAAGAUGCCAGGCUUUCCUGCGGAGUGUGAGCAUGCCGGCCGAGACCGCCCGUGUGCCUUCCCCGUACCGUGAGCCCCGGCGGCCUGUGCUGCAGCGGCAGAUGUCUAUCACACAGACCAUCCGCAGGGGGACGGCUGAUUGGUUCGGCGUGAGCAAAGACAGUGACAGCACGCAGAAGUGGCAACGCAAAAGCAUCCGUCACUGCAGCCAGCGAUACGGGAAGCUGAAGCCUCAGGUCAUCCGGGAGCUGGACCUGCCCAGCCAGGACAAUGUGUCGCUGACCAGUACUGAGACUCCGCCUCCGCUCUAUGUGGGGCCGUGCCAGCUGGGGAUGCAGAAGAUCAUAGACCCUCUGGCCCGGGGCCGGGCCUUCCGCCAGGCAGACGACACUGCUGAUGGCCUGAGUGCUCCGCACACGCCUGUCACGCCAGGUGCUGCCUCCCUCUGCUCCUUCUCCAGCUCCCGCUCAGGUUUCAACCGACUCCCUCGGAGACGCAAGCGUGAGUCUGUGGCCAAGAUGAGCUUCCGGGCAGCUGCAGCGCUAGUGAAGGGCCGCUCUGUUAGGGAUGGCACAUUGCGCCGAGCACAGCGCCGAAGCUUUACCCCUGCCAGCUUCCUGGAGGAGGACACGGUGGACUUCCCUGAUGAGCUGGACACGUCUUUCUUCGCCCGGGAAGGUGUCCUCCAUGAGGAGCUGUCCACAUACCCGGACGAGGUGUUUGAGUCCCCGUCGGAGGCCGCGCUCAAGGCCUGGGAGAAAGCCCCUGAGCAGGCCGACCUCACGGGUGGGGCCCUGGACCGCAGCGAGCUGGAGCGCAGCCACUUGAUGCUGUGAGUGCAGCAGGCAGGCCGGAGAUUCCCGGUGGCUGGGAAGCCAGGGCGGCGCUCCCAGUCGCUGCUGCCUCCUGGGAAAUGCAACACCCGGGCUGCACCUCUCAGCCGGGAGGAGGAACCGGGAGGAGGAAGUGACCUGGUCAGUGUGGCUGAGGUCCGGAGCCUCUUGUGGGUCCUGGGCGGGGCCGCGUUGCUCCUGCUGGUAAGGAAGAGGCCUGGCCCACAGGGCCCAUCGGCCGGCCAGAGGCUGACCAGCGUCCUCCUCCGCUGGGCGGACCGCGGCAGGCCGGCGGAGGACACUGGCUCAUGCUCCGCCUGCAGGCCCUUCUUCACCUACUGGCUCACCUUUGUGCACUCGCUGGUCACCGUUCUAGCCGUGAGCAUCUAUGGCUUCGCGCCCGUGGGCUUCUCGCAGCAUGAGACGGUGGACUCGGUAUUGCGGAACCGGGGUGUUUACGAGAAUGUCAAGUACGUGCAGCAGGAGAACUUCUGGAUCGGCCCCAGCUCGGAGGCCCUCAUUCACCUGGGUGCCAAGUUCUCACCCUGCAUGCGCCAGGACCCACAGGUGCACAGCUUCAUCAGCACUGCUCGUGAACGGGAGAAGCACUCUGCCUGCUGCGUGCGCAACGACCGCUCGGGCUGCGUGCAGACCUCGGAGGAGGAGUGCUCGUCCACGCUGGCAGUGUGGGUGAAGUGGCCCAGGCAUCCCAGUGCCCCAGACCUUGCCGGUCACAAGAGGCAGUUUGGCUCUGUCUGCCACCAAGACCCCAGGGUGUGUGAUGAGCCCUCCUCUGAGGAUCCCCACGAGUGGCCAGAAGACAUCACCAAGUGGCCGAUCUGUACCAAAAACAGUGCUGGGAACCACACCAAUCACCCUCACAUGGACUGUGUCAUAACCGGCCGGCCCUGCUGCAUUGGCACCAAGGGCAGGUGUGAAAUCACCUCCCGGGAGUACUGCGACUUCAUGCGAGGCUACUUCCACGAGGAGGCCACGCUCUGCUCUCAGGUGCACUGCAUGGAUGAUGUGUGCGGUCUCCUGCCUUUCCUCAACCCUGAGGUGCCUGACCAGUUCUACCGCCUGUGGCUGUCCCUCUUCCUGCACGCUGGGAUUCUGCACUGCCUGGUGUCCGUUUGCUUCCAGAUGACUGUCCUGCGCGACCUGGAAAAGCUAGCAGGCUGGCACCGCAUAGCCAUCAUCUAUCUGCUGAGUGGCGUCACUGGCAACCUGGCCAGUGCCAUCUUCCUGCCAUACAGGGCGGAGGUGGGCCCGGCCGGCUCGCAGUUUGGCAUCCUGGCCUGCCUCUUCGUGGAGCUCUUCCAGAGCUGGCAGAUCCUGGCACGGCCCUGGCGCGCCUUCUUCAAGCUGCUGGCUGUGGUGCUCUUCCUCUUCGCCUUCGGGCUGCUGCCCUGGAUCGACAACUUUGCGCACAUCUCGGGCUUCGUCAGCGGCCUCUUCCUCUCCUUUGCUUUCUUGCCCUACAUCAGCUUCGGCAGGUUUGACCUGUACCGCAAACGCUGCCAGAUCAUCGUCUCCCAGGCGGUCUUCCUGGGCCUGCUGGCCGGCCUGGUGACCCUCUUCUACUUCUAUCCCGUGCGCUGUGAGUGGUGCGAGUUCCUCACCUGCAUCCCCUUCACCGACAAGUUCUGUGAGAAGUAUGAGCUGGACGCUCAGCUCCACUGAGCCGGCCGUGGGUGCUGGUGGCCAUGACCACCCUCACCCUCACAGGCACGCAGGACUCUGCCUCAUCCGUGUGGGACUUGCGUUUUCUGGACACAGACCUCUUGUGCCUUGUUCCUUUAUACUGCCGGGCAUUUAUUACACGAAUUCCCAUGAUAACCCUUCUAACUAGUCCCUCGACGACCACUGCAUGUGGCCAAUAAAUGGACCGGGAGCGUUUUAGCUGCCACUAACUG
Messenger RNA from Fukomys damarensis (Damara mole-rat), 2894 nucleotides. RefSeq names its product rhomboid 5 homolog 1 (gene Rhbdf1). Gene Ontology annotation, cellular component: endoplasmic reticulum membrane. Gene Ontology annotation, molecular function: serine-type endopeptidase activity. NCBI's taxonomy places the organism in Eukaryota, Metazoa, Chordata, Mammalia, Rodentia, Bathyergidae. The transcript is spliced from 18 exons. Gene Ontology annotation, biological process: regulation of protein secretion; regulation of epidermal growth factor receptor signaling pathway. The record is from RefSeq and is a predicted model, not a curated record.